UUUCUCGGAAAUCCGGAAUAAGUGAAUCCAUUCAAGACCAAGUUUGUCUUUUAUGGUGCGUUGCCUAUGUCCUAUUUGAGUUGGUCCAUGCUUGCAACGAUGGUUGAAGAAAAUAAAAAGAAUUCCAAUCUAUACAUAGAGGCAGCAAAGGUUCUUCAUGAAAUCUACGACAAAAAGGGAUCAAUAAAAACCAGUGUAUAUGGAUCUACAUUUCAGGACAAGCAGAUGUUGUCAGCGUUGGUCAAUCAGACCCUUAGAUACGCUAAGAUCCUGGAAACGGUCGUCAAGCGCACCAAGCUCCUGGAGAAUAAUAAGAUACUGUGGAACGACGAGAUGCUGGCCCGAGUUUUAUUAUAUGACUUCAUGAUAGGGCCCGGCCUAUAUAGACCAGGGAGACUAAAGGUAGUGGUAAUGAAGAAUAGAGACAGUAUAACCAGUGAGUUUGACAGACUGUUGACAGUUUAUGGGGUUCAGCGAUACGCAGAUUUACCCUGCUCGACAUCAGAAGCCCUGCCGAGGUAUGUUAGAGUGAACCAAAUCAAAGUAACAAUGGAGGAAGUGAUCAAGGUGUUCAUGGACGACGGAUGGACAUUGUUACCUACACCUGACUACAGUUUUAUAGAGUCCUGUAGAAAUCUUGGCGAGUCUGAGUUUAUAAGAGACCUCCAUCUCCCUGAUCUGUUGGUGUUCCCUGCGUAUACUGACCUCCACAACCACCACUUAGUACAGGAGAGCAAGGUCAUUCUACAAGACAAGGCCAGUUGCCUACCUGCUCAUAUUCUGUCACCACCAGAGGGAGCUGUUGUGGUAGAUAGCUGUGCUGCCCCUGGCAACAAAACUAGUCACCUGGCCAGUUUGAUGGGAAAUAAUGGAACAAUUUAUGCCUUUGAGCACAAGGCAGAGAGGAUAGCCAUAUUUCAGGAACGUAUGGAGGCAGCUGGUGUGACAUGUAAAGUGGCGCGGUGCAUGGACUUUCUCAGAGUAAAGACAGACAGUCCGGCCUAUAAGGAUGUAGAGUAUGUUAUGGUGGACCCUUCCUGUAGUGGAUCAGGCAUUGUAAAUAGACUAGAUAACCUGACUAAUGAUGACUCCUCUACCACCCAGCACCGCCUGGAUCAGCUCCACAAACUACAGGCCCAGAUUUUACGGCACGCCUUCUCAUUCCCAAACGUGAAAAAGAUUGUUUAUUCCACGUGUUCUGUUCAUGAAGAGGAAAAUGAACAAGUUUGUGAGGAAAUAUAUAACAUAUUCAAGGAAAGAUUUAAAAUACAGAAUGUCAUGAAGGAUUGGCCGGAGAGAGGAAGAGAGGGCUACCAGAAAAGUGACCAUUAUCUCCGGGCAUGCCCAGAGAAAACACUGACCAAUGGGUUCUUUGUGGCCUGUUUUAAAAGAAGGAAAGAAAAAGGGAAGAAAAGUGAGGACAUUGUAAUGGAAAAUGAAAAUGUGGAAGAGGGAUAUAAAGAAAAAUGGAGUGAGAAUGAUGAUGGAUUGGUAAGGGAUAGAGAGAAAAGGAAGAAAAGAAAGAAAGAAAAAGAGGAAGUGUUGGAUGCAGAGAGGAGUGAGAGAGAGAAGGAGCAGGAAGAUUGUGAAGUGGUGAUGGAAGAUGGAGAAGAUGUCAAAGUGAGAAGAAGGAAGAAAAAGAAAAUUAAAAUGGAAGAUGAUCUCAAAAACGAUAUUGAAAAAGAUGAAGUUAAGAACAUUUAUAUAGAGAAAAGGGAAGAUGAAGAGGUAAUGGAAGAAAGUGACAUUAAAAAGAAAAGAAAAAAGAAAAAAAGACAGGCAAAUGAUGACUUAAUGGAUGAUGAUUGUGAAAGUGACAAAGUAAAGAAAAGUAAAAAGAAGAAAAAGAAUGCAGAUAAUGAAAUAACAGUAGAAGAUUGUGAAAAUGACAGAGUGAAGAAAAGUGAAAAAUAAAAAAACUAUAUGUCUGUAAAUAGAAACUUAAAUCUUUAUAGAAUGAAAGAUCAGAGGUAAAACACCACUUUUUAGAUCACCUUGACGAAGUCAAGAUGAGCUUA
This is a messenger RNA of Saccostrea cuccullata (small rock oyster), 2018 nucleotides long. RefSeq names its product 28S rRNA (cytosine-C(5))-methyltransferase-like. The coding region runs from base 67 to 1914 and encodes 615 amino acids. Lineage: Eukaryota; Metazoa; Mollusca; Bivalvia; Ostreida; Ostreidae. Gene Ontology annotation, molecular function: RNA methyltransferase activity. Gene Ontology annotation, cellular component: nucleolus. The record is from RefSeq and is a predicted model, not a curated record. Gene Ontology annotation, biological process: rRNA base methylation. The transcript has 10 exons.